Messenger RNA from Cylindrotheca closterium, 1392 nucleotides. Lineage: Eukaryota; Bacillariophyta; Bacillariophyceae; Bacillariales; Bacillariaceae. The record is from the annotation of a GenBank genome assembly.
AUGCAACUCCUAAAACCUGCUCUCCUCGCCACCCUUUUUGCUGCAGUUUCAGCCACUUACGAUAAUGAGAUGAACAAGAAUGACAUUGACAACCAGAACAUCAAUAACCGCGAAGAAUACCGUGGCCUCAGGGGUGGUUUGCCCCAGCAGGAGCCCGAAUUGACCAUUUACCAACCUCUUGUGACGUCAUCAUCUGUUGCAGAAGCCUAUAUCAGUACUAAUGCAAGGAUCAAAGAAACAUUAUUCAUGGGAGACAAUGAGAUCCCAGGUGAAGUUCUUCAAGAACCUGGAACCCAAGAACAACCACUUCAAAAAGAAGACUCCAGAAACUCUAGUGAUGUAAAGCGAGAUCAUGGGCAAUCAUCGACACAAUAUGGCUGGACUGACGAGGAAUUUGAACAACAUCUUCACGGAGAACUGAAGAAAGAUCCCAUAUACAACGAAUAUAAAGCUGUAUUCGAUUUAGCACCAAAAUGUAUAUCCAAAUGGCGACAAAGGUAUCGUGGAAAUCCCUCUAUUUGGAAACGAAUCUUUCAGAAGGACAGAGUAUUGAAAGAGUUCAUUGAAGCAGCUCCUAUCAUUGAGGCGGUCCAAAAGUUGGUAGAGAACAGUGAUUUGGAGGGUAACCAGAAGUACACCAUCAUUGAUUUGGCAUGCGGGAGAGGGUACCUGUCGAUGAUUCUAUCCGAAAUGCUCCCUCCUGAAAAGGUCAAGAAGUUUGUCCUUGUUGACAAACAAUGGCCCAUGCACGGAAAUGAGCCCAAGCCUUCUCAUAUUUCCUGGACCCACAUUUAUGGCAGCUUCAAAAAGUGCGAAGAUCAAACAAUUCCAAAUUAUUACGAGACAUGGCCGAUCCCUCUCAAUACAUCCAAACAAGAUUUGAAGUCGGCUAGCGGACUCCGGAAAAUGGAACAAGUGUACUUCCAGGAUGGUCCUAUUAUUCUGGUGGCGGUGCAUCUCUGUGGAAUUCUAAGCAUCAAGGCCGUGGAACUAUUCAACAAUAACCCGUCGGUAAGAUUUUUUGUUUUGAAACCUUGUUGUUUGCCUGGAAUGGUUCACGCCAAGCGCGACGAGAUAUUCAAAUUAGGGCCCACACACUGUUUUGACGCCAAACUUGUUUGUAUGGCUGGUAGGUGGAAGAAGAAUGUCUGGAGGGGCCCACCUCGCACUCAGCUCAAAUCGUACUUUGAGCGGUGGGCAGAGAAUCUGUAUUUGGGAAUCGAUGGUGGUGAUGCACGAAAGAUUCAAAAGCAUGUCGAGGUUCAGAGCAAAGGAGGCUACCAAAACGAAUUCUUGUUUGCCGAGCGGCUUCCAGGUUCAGAAUUCUUGUGGGGCGGCUUGUUUUGCCGUCCAGUCGAUGCUAAUGCACAAGCUAAGACUCCAGCUCAGUAA